This is a messenger RNA of Salvelinus fontinalis (brook trout), 2096 nucleotides long. Its product is annotated as GTPase IMAP family member 9-like. The transcript is spliced from 3 exons. The record is from RefSeq and is a predicted model, not a curated record. Lineage: Eukaryota; Metazoa; Chordata; Actinopteri; Salmoniformes; Salmonidae. Gene Ontology annotation, molecular function: GTP binding. The coding region runs from base 834 to 1847 and encodes 337 amino acids.
GAUAUGUGACACGUAUUAAUACCAAAAUAAGAUGCAAAACAGGCAAGUCCAAACAUUUUAAAUAUGGUGCUCAAAAUGCCCCACCUGCCCUGAAUGACGGGUCGCCACUGCGUAGGCUACAUGCUGUGUGGUGUUGAUAAUUGGAUAUGGAGAAGGGCGAGCCGGUCAAGGAUCGAUUCAGACAAGGUGAUAAAUUGUAUGACAAGCGACAGUUUAAUUAUGAGUAAAGAUAUCUGGUACAAGCGUAUACGGUCUCGUUCCUUCGGCUCAUAGAGAACCUCCAGAAAAAAGCCCAGAUAACAGAAUGCAUAGACAUUUUAUACAACACAGAAAGUAGGUUGAGUCUGGAAGUUCUGGUCCUUUGGUUGGUUCUGGACAGGUUGUUGUCUUCUCAGAUUGGUCCUGAUGAGCUGGGCGUCAUCCUUCUGAGUCUUAUAGCAAAAGUUCUUUGUUAUCAAAUGUUCAGCUAAGCAGGAGAUUUUGUGUGUGCGUAGUCAGCCCUCCGUCCUUGAGUAUGUGUGUGUGUCUGCACCCUUUUCUUAUCAGUGUUUAGGAAUGUUCUGUGUCAGCCAUCUGUCUCUGGGUGUGUGAGAAACCCUGCUUAGAAAGAAGUUAGUUAUAACAAUGUAAUAGCAAUAUGCUUGUGUUAUUUUAAAUGGUAUUUAUUACAGUGGUCUUCCCACUACUUGAAGCUUGUCUUCCUAUCUGGAUACGUGCCAAACAGAACUCGGGCGGUACACUGCGUAAUUAAGCAUUUUAUUUCCUCAAUCUCAAUUUGUUCAGAGGAUCCGACUAGCUGGUAAAAUAACAGAUGUUUGUUAUUUAAAUGAUCAAUGGCAUCUUCUAAAUCGACAGAUGAAGAUUAUCCACUGAAAGCAUCGCAGAGAAGGUCCAGCAUUGAUGGUAGACGUCCCAAUAUGUCCAUGUCCAGAAUUGCGCUGGUGGGGAAGACUGGUUCUGGGAAGAGUUCAUCAGCCAACACAAUCCUGGGGAGAGAUGCCUUCAGAUCAGCUGUCAGUGGGUACUCUGUCACCAGAGAGUGUUCUAAAGAGACAGGGGAGGUGGGGGGCCGAGAGGUCACCAUAGUGGACACACCUGGCCUGUUUGAUACUUCUCUCUCUGAGGAGACAGUAAAGAGAGAGAUAGCUAAAUGUGUCAACAUGUCAGCACCAGGUCCACACGCCAUCAUAGUUGUGAUUAAAGUAGGUACCUUCACAGAGGAGGAGAGAAGUGCAGUGAAAAAGGUUGAGGAGAUAUUUGGGAAAGAUGCUAAAAAAUACACCAUGAUCCUUUUCACCCAUGGAGACAAAGUUAAAGGGGGCAUCGAAAAAUGUGUGGACGAUGCUGGUGAAGACCUCAAACUGAUUUUGAAUACAUUCGGGAAUAGGUACCACAUCUUCAAUAACAUGAAAACAAACGACCGUACCCAAGUCUGUGAGCUGUUUGAAAAGAUUGAUGACAUGGUUGCUGACAACAAGGGAGACUUCUACUCUAACUACACAUACCAAAAAGUUUCCAAAAUGCUGGAGGAGAGAGAGUCAAAGCUCAAGGAGGUAUAUGAGAAGAAACUGCAAGAAGAAGUUGAGACACUUAAAUCAAAAUAUGAUGAAGCUCUGUGUGCACUGCUGGCAGAAAACCUGACUCUAAAAGGGGCUGAAAAAGAGGGCAGAAACAGACAGCGUGAGAGAACUCUGAAGAGAUGGGACAAUCACAUUCAAGAGACAAAGAGAUUUUAUGAUGGUUUAAAGAAGAGAACGCGAUAUGUUGUAGAGCAAGUCCCAGACACUGAGGACUUUGAUGACAUUGUUGGGCGAUACCCAGAGACCCUGUCCUUAAAAUGGAACUAACUACUGUAUAGGCCUAGUAGUGGUAAUUUGCAGUAAAUGCACAAUUGAUGGUAAACUACUUUGUAGCACAACAUGCGAUGAUAGGCCCUACGUAAAUUUGAAUGAUCUUUAAAUAAUAGCAGAAUCACAAAUGAUAUGUGUAUAUUUGGUAGGCAUGUUUCUCAUUUUUCUAAAGCAAAUGUCAAUUCUGUAACCUAAGUCUAAGAAAAUAUAAUUGUUGAUUAAUUUUUAUAAAAUGUUAUAAUCCAA